Molecule: messenger RNA, 1023 nt
Organism: Funneliformis geosporum
Lineage: Eukaryota; Fungi; Glomeromycota; Glomeromycetes; Glomerales; Glomeraceae
Source: the annotation of a GenBank genome assembly
AUGACGAGUCAAGCUUUGGCUAAAACAUCAACAGACCUCGGAAAGGGUCAUAAUCAUAAUGCUAAACAUAAACAACUGCCGAUAGCUGAACAGAAUGUCGUUUCAGCACUUUCUUCAAUAGAAACAAGCAUUUGCGGAGCAGUUGCAGGAAUGAUAUCGAGAUUUAUUGCUUCUCCAUUAGACGUUGUGAAAAUUCGAUUGCAGCUUCAACCGGGAAGACCAAUUAAUCCUAUAUUGUCAGGAAAAUUGCCAAACCAAUCUACUUAUUAUUCUGACAGUUUUGCAAGGAAGUAUAACGGAAUGUUUCACGCAAUUAAAUUAAUCGUUCGAGAAGAAGGCAUUCGGGGAUUAUGGAAGGGUAAUCUUGCAGCAGAAUAUUUAUAUUUGACAUACGGUGCUAUUCAAUUUUUAACUUAUCAACGAAUGCAAAAUUUUUUCAACCAUAUUUAUCUGAACAAAAAUGGAAAGCCUAUUAUGAAUGUUAAAUUACAGCCGUUUUUGAGCGGAGCUAUAUGUGGAACAACUGCAACUGUUAUCACAUAUCCUUUCGAUUUGCUAAGGACACGUUUUGCUGCACAGGGUGAAAAGAGGACAUAUACAGGAUUAAAUCAUGCAGUACAGCAAAUUUAUGCGCAAGAGGGAUAUCGUGGGUUCUAUAGAGGAAUUACUGCGUCGGUUGCACAAAUUAUUCCCUACAUGAGUUUAAUGUUUGGAAGUUAUGAAUUCUUAAAGAAAUCAUUUAGAAAAAUGGAGGAAAAGAAUAUUUGGUUUCAUAAUUUCAAAGGUGCAGAAGAUUUACUCAGCGGGGCAGCAUCAGGAAUAGUGAGCAAAGCUGGUGUAUUUCCACUCGAUUUAAUAAGGAAAAGAUUACAAGUACAAGGUCCAAAUAGAACAAAUUAUGUUAUAUCAAAUGUCCCAUUAUAUUCUACUUCCAUAUUUAUUUGUAUUAGGCAAAUAUUAAGACAUGAUGGAUUUUUUGGUUUAUAUAAGGGCCUUACACCUGCUUUAAUUAAAUCUGCUCCU